UUUCGUCUAGGCCUAUUUUCGGUGACCCUGGUAUAAGUUGAAUGCCGAUCCCGAGGAUUUGUCGAUCACAUCACAGUAAACAGAAACAGUGCAGUCAGUGUCAGAAUUAUGAGGACAGCAAUUUUACGGGGAAUUGUCAACCAAUUAAAGUCAGCACCUUCAAAACCUGUCGGAAAGACAUGGUGCGAGACCAGGCGAUUCAUGAGAACCACGUCACAUCUUCACACCCUCACAGCCAAUCAGAGGGUUCAGUCAGAUGAUGUUACUAUGGUAACAAGGCCUGUAGAUCUGCUCUCAGAGGAGGAACUUAUGAUGAAGGAGUCGGUUUCCAAGCUUGCAUCAGAUGUGAUCAAACCUUUAGUAAGGAAAAUGGAUGAAGAAUCUCACUGUGACCCCUCUGUACUAAAAGCAUUGUUUGAAAACGGGUUGAUGGGAAUUGAAAUUGGCGCAGAAUAUGGAGGAACAAACUCGUCAUUUUUUGUGGCAAACUUAGUGGUAGAGGAGCUGGCCAAGGUCGAUCCUGCCAUCAGCGUCAUGGUGGAUGUACAGAAUACACUAGUAAACACCCUCAUCAAGAAACUGGGCACCCCUGAACAAAAAGAGAAAUACCUCCCCAGGCUGGCCACCGACAUGGUUGGUAGUUUUUGUUUGUCCGAGGCAGAUUCCGGAUCCGAUGCCUUUGCGAUGCGGGGAGCAGCUGUAAAACAAGGAGACUACUUCAUCCUUAAUGGGACGAAGAUCUGGAUCACUAAUGCUGAACACGCCGGAGUAUUUCUGGUUAUGGUCAAUGCCAACCCAACCGCAGGAUACAAAGGAAUUACCACGUUCCUGGUAGACAGAGAAACCGAGGGACUGAGCAUUGGGAAAAAGGAGGACAAACUGGGAAUCCGAGCAUCAAGCACCUGUCCCAUACAUCUAGACAAUGUCAAGGUCCCCGCCUCUAACAUCCUUGGAGAGUUUGGCCUGGGGUACAGAUACGCCAUAGAAAUGUUGAACGAAGGAAGGAUUGGAAUAGCCUCUCAGAUGUUGGGUCUGUCAGAGGGUUGCUUUAAUGCCACAGUUCCUUAUACACUUGAAAGAAAGCAGUUUGGAAAAAGAAUUUUUGACUUUCAGGCUAUGAGGCAUCAGAUAGCUCACGUGGCCAUGCAGAUCGAGGCGUGCAGAGCACUUGUUUACAAUGCAGCAAGGAAGAAGGAGGCCGGACAACCAUUUCUGAAGGAAGCAGCAAUGGCAAAAUUAUAUGCAUCAGAGUUGGCGACGUUGACAACAUCUAAAUGCAUUGAGUGGAUGGGAGGGGUUGGAUUUACAAAGGAUUAUCCAAUAGAAAAGUUCUACAGGGACUGUAAAGUGGGCACUAUUUAUGAAGGUACAUCAAACAUUCAGUUGAACACGAUUGCCAAAUGCUUGGAGGCGGAGGGGUUUUCUGGGAAAUGAGAUAGCUCACAGUGAACUUCACUCUAACGAACAAAAGAUAUUGGGAUUUAAUUCGUUGAUCAUUUAUGAAGUCUUCAUUCACUGUGAUUAAGAGAAUAUUGAACACAGAAUAAUUUCUAGGUUAUUUAUCACAUAUACAGUAUGUUGAUUGAUAUGCAGACGCUUGUGGUCAGACUCUAACACUAACCACUAACUACAGAGGACCAUACAUCAGGCAAUUUCUGUGUGUGGAAUAUCAUUGUUGGAGUUUUCCUCAAAACGCAAAAGAAGAGUUGAAAAUGAUAACACUUUAUUAUUUGAUGGAUUUUUAUUUCAUGCAUAUAUAUUUCAUUCGUAGGAGUGGAUAUUUUGACACUCUUAUCUGGCAAAUUUUUAUCAUCUCAGAUGAUCUGCCAAAAAAGUACAUUUCAAACACAGCAAAAUUACCUGGAAUUUUGUACAGAUGUUAUAGAUCUUUUGAACCUGAAUACAUAAUUAGUUUCCUGUGCUUUUGUGAUCAGCAUUGACACCAGCAUUUUAUGGAAGAACUGGGAUAUUACACAACUAGGCAGACGAUGUUGAUGAAAUGCUCUACCAUUGAUCAUCAUGGAAUCAGUAUUUACAAUGAGAUUAGCUGUAGGAUGUCAUGUUAUUUAUUCAGAUAUACACAUAAACACUCUCGUAUCUUGUUAAAGUCCUCAAACCUACAUCGUAAUGUGUGCUUCUAUGUGUAGUUUGAUAAUUUCUUUUAUUUUAUUGUUAUUUGUUUUGUUUUUGUGUAAUAAAAGUAAUCUCAC
Ostrea edulis (European flat oyster) is the source of this 2210-nucleotide messenger RNA. RefSeq names its product short/branched chain specific acyl-CoA dehydrogenase, mitochondrial-like. The record is from RefSeq and is a predicted model, not a curated record. The transcript has 11 exons. Bases 109 to 1434 code for a protein of 441 amino acids. NCBI's taxonomy places the organism in Eukaryota, Metazoa, Mollusca, Bivalvia, Ostreida, Ostreidae. Gene Ontology annotation, cellular component: mitochondrion. Gene Ontology annotation, molecular function: acyl-CoA dehydrogenase activity; flavin adenine dinucleotide binding.